AUGGCUGCACGCGACGUCGUUGCCUGCGCGGCGCGUGCUUUUCGUGUCCUCGCUGCCUCCUCGUCGCAGCGCGGCGUCACAUUCCCCUCCCCGAAUCGAGAUGAACCGGUCCGCUGCAGCCUCUCGCCUCCCCGCCUAUCUCGCCUCCCCUCGUUUCCCCCGCCCGUCGCCCUCAUUUCCGCCGCCCGUCGCCCUCGCAUCCCCCGCCCGUCGCCCUCGCUUCCCCCGCCCGUCGCCCUCGCUUCCCCCGCCCGUCGCCCUCGUUUCCCCCGCCCGUUGCCCUCGCUUCCCCCGCCCGUCGCCCUCGUUUCCCCCGCCCAUUGCCCUAGCUUCCCACGCACGUCGUCAGCGCGUCCCCCUCCCGUUGCCCUCGCUUCCCGUUCCCAUCGCUCGCCCCGUCGACCUCUCCUCACUCCCUUUCCCGCCGCUUCCUCCCCCUGCUUCCCCUCGUCUUCCCUCUCGCUUCCUUCCCUCGUCGCCCACGCGCAUUCCCCUCCCCUCCCUGCGGCCGUCGCCUUCGUCUCCCGCCUCCCCGCCUUCGCAAACCCUCACAGUGCACGUAUUUACCACAGUUCUCCAAUCCCCUCACCCUAUGCUUCUCAUUGGCACGCCGCCUCCUCGUCGCCGCCUGCCGCAUCGCCGCCUCUCCAUUUAACGUUUCCUUUGUCCGCAUCCCUCCCACUCUGCCCUUCUCUCUCUUCCUCCUCCAAUCUCCUCCAUUCCCUCUCACCCGGUUUCCUACCUCCGCAUUUUCCUCUCCCCACUGCUUCCUCUCUCCUUCUCCUCUUCUCCCUCUGUCUAUCUCCUCCUAUCCCGCUCCUCUCUCUUCCAAUCUACCCUCACCCUUCUCCUCCUAACAUCUCUGGUCCCUCCCCCCCUUUCUUCCUAUCACCCCCUCACCCUCUCCCCUCUUACUAUCUCCAUCGAGCCCUCGCCCCCUCUCGCCCUCAUAUCCAACCUUCCUUCCCCUCAUUUCCCAUCACAAAAUAA
This is a messenger RNA of Closterium sp. Naga37s-1, 990 nucleotides long. Lineage: Eukaryota; Viridiplantae; Streptophyta; Zygnematophyceae; Desmidiales; Closteriaceae. The record is from the annotation of a GenBank genome assembly.